This is a messenger RNA of Felis catus (domestic cat), 1312 nucleotides long. RefSeq names its product WAP four-disulfide core domain 9 (gene WFDC9). The coding region runs from base 247 to 594 and encodes 115 amino acids. Lineage: Eukaryota; Metazoa; Chordata; Mammalia; Carnivora; Felidae. The transcript is spliced from 2 exons. The record is from RefSeq and is a predicted model, not a curated record.
UGUCUUUCUCUGCCUGACUUAUUUCACUUAGCAUAAUGCCCUCCAGUUCCAUCCAUGUUGCUACAAAUGGCCAGACUUCAUUCUUUCUCGCAAUGCACUUUUAAACGAAAAAAUUUUGCAAAGGAAGUGGCUGUAAUGUGAGAUGGGGAAGUAGCCUUGGGAAGCCAAUGGCUAGUUUGAUAUGUUGUUGGAUGACAGAGGGUGUAAAGGGACAGUAGGAGAAAGAAUAACCCAAUAUUCAUAAGCAUGUUCUCUCUCUUUCUGAUCCUACUCUCCUUAAUUCCUGUUGUACCUCUGGCAGCAUUGGGAGAAGACCAGAACUUAACCCAAACACGCAUAGAGACUACUACCAUGAAGCCCUGGGUUCUCCUACUCAACGUGAUCAUCUAUGGGGUUGUGAUGCCUCUGCCUGUGCUGGGAGGCCUCAGGAACAAGACAUUUUUUUCAGUUGGAAGAACAGUGGUUGAGCAGUGCUGGAUACAGCCUCUGUUCCAGUACUGUGAGAAGAGGUGCACUAGAUUACAGGAGUGUUUAUCUCCCAAUCAUACAUGCUGCUGGACCUUCUGUGGAAACAUCUGCUUGGACAAUGAGUGAGUUGUUUGGAGUGGCAAGGUCGGGCCUAGAUAUGCUUCCUCACUACUGGUCACCCUCAUUCAGAAGGUGGGACCUGGAACGGAAGUCACCCAAAUCCCGGACAAAGAAACAGGCAGCAUAAGUCAAUGCCCUACUAUCUCUGUACCUAGGCUGACAUUCAGGGCAAAAUAAAUCAAGACACAAACAUGGGGGGCUCCACUUUUCUCCCUUCUCAUUCAGUUCCCCCAAAAGGUCACCCAUCAGUUAUUCAUCCCUCCUUUGUCCAAGGCCCCGAUUAUGGACUCCUUAGUCUGGCCUCUGUGUGGGCCCCUUGUCUCAGGCAGGCCCACGAGGCCCAGUCUCCACCUGUGUGAUGAAUUGGCAAACUUCUUGGGAGAAAUUGCUUAAAAGUGGGUAACCCCUGAAUUACAGAACAAAUUCCUUUUCCCAUUAACCGGGGCCAGGGGUGUUGUUAAGUUUGGGAAUGGGUGUUCCCUGACUUUUAACCAUCUGACUUUUCUCUUCCAGAGAACCCUUUAAAUCCAUGCUAAACCUCUAGGCUCUAGCUGCCCCACCACUGAUGUGGGCUAGAGGAUGCCUAUGUAGUCUAAGAAGAGUGCUGCCUGGCUACCUGUUGAGUUAUUCCCUUGCCCUGGCUGAGGACCAUUCUAUUCUCCCCUUGAUCUCUCUGUCCUGGGAAGUUUCAAGUCUCAGCCAAAUAAACUGACAACCAACCCGA